UCGCGACCGCAUCGUUACGGCUGAGUGGUAGAAAAUAGUGAUUUCGGACAUUGACCGACGUUAGAAAUCUACCAGCAGCUAAGUUGCCCUGCGUUUAGGUACCGUAAGUGUAAAUAAAAAGCCAUGUCAAUUACGGAGAAAGACCUGUACCGGGAUACUCCCGUGCGAUAUCUCGGUUACGCAAACGAAAUCGGCGAAGCAUUCCGACCGGUGGUCAAGAAAAUAUUCGUACAUGCCAGCUAUGCCGUUGCGGUGGGGUACGUGCUGGCCGAUACGGCGGACAAAUCUCGGAAGCAGUAUGCGAAACCGGAAGUCCUUGGUGGAGGGGCACGUGGAGCAGCAAUCGCAUCUGGUGACACUUUGCUAUGGCAAAUGUUUGCCUCGGUUAUCAUUCCGGGCUUCACGAUCAAUCGCAUUUGCUGGCUCUCUAAGAAGGUUCUCUCGAAGAAUAAGGUAAAAGGUCCCCUCGGAAAAUGGGCUCCAACUGUAUUAGGUCUGCUAGCUAUUCCGUUCAUCAUUCAUCCCAUUGAUAACGGAGUGGACCUGGUGAUGGAUGAAACCUAUCGAAAAUAUGUGAAAUAAUAUCACCAAAACCAUGACGCUUAUUAUUGUUUGCCAAACAUUUGACGAUUAGUUAGGUUUUGUUGUUUGAUCGUCUUUAUAGAUUUCCUGCAAUUUUGCUUUCGUACAGCGGUACCUACGUAUUCUCGAACGCAAUGACACCGUGUCGUCGGUAUAGGGUAGUAAAUGAACUAAGAGACAGUAUCUUUAAAUUACAAUAAUCGCAGAAAUGGCUCGAAAUAGAACCAACGAUAGUUUUAGAAAAAUAUAUCGUUGAGUUGUAAGCUUCUAUGAUACGAAGUGACACGCAGUUGAAAAAUAGGAACAAUUUUUCAAGAAGACGGGUUAAACUUUGGUGCUCAAAUUACUCUGUACUAGAACAAUAAAAUCGUUAACUAAAU
Messenger RNA from Ochlerotatus camptorhynchus, 962 nucleotides. Its product is annotated as mitochondrial fission process protein 1. Lineage: Eukaryota; Metazoa; Arthropoda; Insecta; Diptera; Culicidae. Gene Ontology annotation, cellular component: mitochondrion. The coding region runs from base 124 to 582 and encodes 152 amino acids. The record is from RefSeq and is a predicted model, not a curated record. Gene Ontology annotation, biological process: mitochondrial fission. The transcript has 4 exons.